AUGUAUUCUGUUCAAAGCUACGAUGAUAAAGACACUUUUUCUGUUUAUGACCAAAAAAAGAUUGAUCGUGCUGAAGAGCAAGAGUACAUCGUUGGUCUACUAAAACAAAUAUAUCAAGUUGUUGUUCCAAUUGUUUGUGUAUUUUUAGCUGUAGUUAAGUGUGUUCUUGUAAUUAGACUAUUCUUUAAAUUAGCAACAAAAAGUAUUUGGGUAGUUAAACGGGAUUGGUAUGCUAAAUUAGGUCCAGCACUUAAUCCAUACCAUUUGGUAUUACUUGACCUUCUUUCAAGUGGACUAUUUUUAGUUAUUCCAUUGUGGGUGUUUUUAUUAAGAAAAAAAAUUUCUCUUAGUUUUUUGUUGUUAAACAUAGUCUGCUUUGGAGCUUUAUCUUUCAUUAUGCUAUUUUUCACUUCUUUCGGUGGUUCAAUGUGGUUAUUUGGCAUUAACAUUGCUGUUUAUUGUAUUUUUAUACUUAUUGAUGUGGUUUUACAGAAAAUGUUUAAUGUUCAUGUAAUGUUAAGUCAUUCCUAUUCAGUUUGA
Entamoeba nuttalli P19 is the source of this 540-nucleotide messenger RNA. RefSeq lists its product as hypothetical. The record is from RefSeq and is a predicted model, not a curated record. NCBI's taxonomy places the organism in Eukaryota, Evosea, Mastigamoebida, Endamoebidae. The transcript has a single exon. Bases 1 to 540 code for a protein of 179 amino acids.